GCCUGGGUUCAUAGAGCUAGCGCCCAUAUGCCUGACGCCAAUCACAGUUUGGAUAGCGAGUUGCGUGAAGCCAAUCGCUUCAAAAAUUCCCGCAAUCGACGUGACUUCGGCAUCGGCAUUGCUGAGCACAUGAACCAAAGCUCAGGACAGUCUUGUGCCGAUUGUCUGAGCGUCAUCAGCUUCGGCGAUUUCUGCAUUCGUGUUCGGCCUGAACACCGCUCCUUGGAGUCCAUGACUUCACCCUCAAGUGACGCUUCCGAUGUGGCACCGGCUUGGCAUCUAGGAUGUUUCAGAUGUGCAACUUGCUCCGAACAUUUGGUAGACUACUGCUAUGCUUGGUCAAACGGUCGACCUUACUGCUUGCGACAUUAUGGUCAACUCAUCCGUCCUCGAUGCGCCACAUGCGACCACCUCAUUUUCUCUGAGGAGUAUACUCGAGCUAUGGAUCAAGAACACCAUACUGGUCAUUUCGCUUGCCGCAGUUGCGAUGCCUCGUUAACCGGACAGCGGUACAUUCUACGUGACGAUGAACCUCAUUGUUUGGGUUGCUAUGAGGCCAAAUUUGCCAACACAUGUGAACAAUGCAAGGAGAAGAUUGGAUGCGACUAUAAGGACCUGUCCUUUAAAGAACGCCACUGGCACGAAAAAUGCUUCAAAUGCUCUGCCUGCGCCACCUCUCUGGCCGAUCGUCCGUUCGCGACGAAGGAGGAGCAGCUGUAUUGUUCCGAUUGUUACGAUGAGCGAUUCGCCGCUCGCUGCGACGGUUGCCAGGGUGUGUUCAAGGCUGGAAUGCGCAAGUACGAGUAUCGUGGUCAACAAUGGCAUGAGGAGUGUUUCCUUUGCGUCGAGUGCAAGCAGCCAAUUGGUGCGAAGAGCUUUAUCCCACGCGAAAAUCAAGUGGUCUGUGUACCUUGCUAUGAGGCCAAGUUAUUCGCCGUGGAGGCGUGACAUACAAGGGAAACCCGUGGCAUAAAGAAUGCUUCACUUGCACAAAUUGUGCCAAGCAGUUAGCCGGACUGAAAUUUACGUCAAAAGAUGAGCAGCCGUAUUGCGCUGACUGCUAUGGUGAGCUGUUCGCCAAGAAAUGCACGAAGUGCACUAAACCCAUCACCGGUUUCGGUGGGUGCAAAUUUAUCUCCUUCGAGGACCGCCACUGGCAUUCUGAAUGCUUCCUAUGUGGCAAAUGCAAUUGUAACUUGGUCGGCCGCGGUUUCCUCACCAGCGAUGACAUGAUCAUGUGUUCGGAUUGCAGACGCUAACAUCACCCCGGCUGCAAUCGAAGUGCAGCACCUCAGUCUCUGUGACCUUGUCGUGCAAUAGAGUCAUGGCCUCGGGCUGUCUCGUAUCAGCUAGCAUGUGCAGAAGCGUGACCGUGACUAGAUUCAACUUUACUUUUUCUUAAUCACCCACAGUGCUCCACUGUUUCUCUCCUCUCUGUGUACCUUGU
Dicrocoelium dendriticum is the source of this 1447-nucleotide messenger RNA. The record is from the annotation of a GenBank genome assembly. Lineage: Eukaryota; Metazoa; Platyhelminthes; Trematoda; Plagiorchiida; Dicrocoeliidae.